CAGGGUUUUCUUUCUUCCUGCCUCGCCUUCCUGCGGGGAAGGAGGCUCAUGCAUUAUAAAUGCACGGCCUGACAUCACUGCUGCCAUCAGAGACAGACAGAGGCCAGAGGGAUAGAAAGGGGCCCGGCCUGCCAGGACGGCUUCGGAAGCCUCUGCGAGGGGUGGCCCCCCUCCUCUGCGGGGCAGUCAGCCGGCCGACCCCCGGUCUCCAGAGACACGGACAGCCCGAGAGACCUCGCCCUCCCCGCCUCCUCCUCCUCUCCCUCCGCCUGGCCUGCCGGACUCCCCUAGACUUUCUGCAUGACUGUCACGAAGAUGUCCUGGCGUCCUCAAUACCGCAGUUCCAAAUUCCGCAACGUCUACGGGAAGGUAGCCAACCGAGAGCACUGCUUCGAUGGCAUUCCCAUCACCAAGAACGUCCAUGACAACCACUUCUGCGCGGUCAAUGCCAAGUUCCUCGCCAUCGUCACGGAAAGUGCUGGCGGGGGAUCCUUCCUUGUCAUCCCCUUGGAACAAACAGGGAGGAUUGAGCCAAAUUACCCCAAAGUCUGUGGUCACCAGGGCAACGUGCUUGAUAUCAAGUGGAAUCCUUUCAUCGAAAAUGUCAUCGCAUCGUGCUCAGAAGACACGUCGGUGAGGCUGUGGGAGAUUCCCGAGGGCGGCCUGAAGAGGAACAUGACAGAGGCCAUCUUGGAACUCUACGGCCACAGUCGGCGGGUGGGGCUGGUGGAGUGGCACCCGACCACCAACAACAUCCUGUUCAGUGCCGGCUAUGACUACAAGAUUCUCAUCUGGAACCUGGAUAUCGGAGAGCCAGUGAAGAUGAUCGACUGCCACACCGACGUGAUCCUCUGCAUGUCCUUCAACACGGACGGCAGCCUGCUGUCCACCACCUGCAAGGAUAAGAAGCUGCGCGUCAUAGAACCCCGCUCGGGCAGAGUCUUGCAGGAAGCCAGCUGUAAAAACCACCGCGUUAACCGGGUGGUCUUCCUCGGGAACACGAAGCGGCUUCUCACCACUGGCGUGUCCAGAUGGAACACGAGACAGAUUGCACUCUGGGACCAGGAGGACCUGGCCAUACCCCUCACCGAGGAGGAGAUAGACGGUCUCUCCGGACUCCUGUUCCCCUUCUACGACGCGGACACGCACAUGCUCUACCUGGCUGGAAAGGGCGAUGGGAACAUCCGCUACUAUGAAAUUGGAUUGGAGAAGCCCUACCUGAGCUAUCUUAUGGAAUUCCGCUCUCCAGCCCCACAGAAAGGCCUGGGCGUGAUGCCCAAGCAUGGGCUGGAUGUGUCAGCUUGCGAGGUGUUCCGAUUCUACAAGCUGGUGACCCUCAAGGGACUAAUCGAGCCCAUUUCCAUGAUCGUGCCCCGGAGGUCGGAGUCUUACCAGGAAGACAUCUACCCCAUGACCCCCGGGACGGAGCCUGCUCUGAUGCCAGAUGAAUGGCUGGGAGGAGUCAACAGAGAUCCCGUGCUGAUGUCUCUCAAAGAAGGCUACAAGAAGUCUUCCAAAGUUGUCUUCAAGGUGCCAAUAAAAGAGAAGAAGAGCAUGGUGGUCAAUGGAAUUGACUUAUUAGAAAAUGUGCCUCCCCGAACAGAGAAUGAGCUCCUCCGAGUGUUCUUCCGACAGCAAGAUGAGAUUCGAAGAUUGAAAGACGAGCUCUCCCAGAAAGACAUUCGGAUUCGACAGCUACAGCUGGAACUGAAAAACUUACGGAACAACCCCAAGAAUAAUUAAUUCCCGAGGGACGUUUUAUAAAUAAACUCUUUGUUUAGACUUGCUCUUUCAUUCAACUGGGUCUUGACACUGAAAAGGAAUCAGAAAAUUCAUGACCCGCCAACUGACCCUCACGCUCUGUUUCCAUACUCUAAUCUCGCCCUCAAAAGCACCCAAUGGGCAAUCAAUAAAUACCAUUGACGAUGAUGAUGAUGAAUGAUGAUGAUAACUAUGAAUAUGAUGAUGAAAAGACCAGUAAGAUGUAUCUGAAAGCAACUGCAUGGAAGAGAUCUGGCUUUUAUGUUAUAUGCCAGAAGAUUUCUUGACUGUAAGCUUGUUGUGGGCAGGGAAUGUGUCUGUUUAUUGUUACAGUGUACUCUCCCAAGCACUUAGGACAGUGCUUUGCACACAGUAAGCACUCAAUAAAUACAACUAAAUGAAUGAAUGAAUGAAUGGUCUAAGCAGGCCAAGACGGAGUACGAUUAGAACUCCUUGAAAGAAGGCAACCUGAAGAUCCUGAGAUCAGUGAAAGAAAAAUUCCCUACCGAUAGAAUAAAAGCAAAAGGUCUUAUUGACACUUGCCCCUCCUUUGUUCCCCUCCUACCCAACUUCUCACUGGUGCUCUAAAUUAAGGCUUAAUUCCCUGAUAUUAAUUACAAGUCUCCCUUUGCCUUCCUCUCACUUUCAGUGUAUGAGCAGCUUCAAGAAGUCCCACCGUGCAUGUUUUAGGUAUAAAAUCUGACUUUCCUAGCUGCCCUUUCCCUGCCAGUAAUAAGAUCCAUAUAUUUAAAUAAAACAAAACAAGAAAUACAGCUUGUUCCCAUUUUACCCAGCAGUCACGAUUCUUUGGGAGAUUCGUGUGUGGGUAAAUAGGCACACUAAAUGCUGACCUUUCCUGUCUGAAUGUUCCCACCUGGGUUGGAAUCUCAGUCUGUCCUUCCUUCCCUCCUUCCCUUCUUCCUUCCUUCCUUCCUCCUUUCAUUCCUUCCUUCCUUACUCCCUACCCUUGUCUCUCUGUCUCCUCCCUCUCGCUUUUCCAUUUUCUCCCUCCUUCACCUUCCUCUCUCUCCUCUUUUUCUCUUGUCUUUGUUUCUCUCAACAUUUGGUAUGGUUGGCAGGGUUGGACUAAACAAUCUUGUGUUCAGCACUCAACAUCUCCACAUUCGUUUCUUACCCAGUGGAUGAACCACAGGGUUUCUGAGCUGCCCAAACCCUGUACACACCCAAACCCUCAGCAGUGUGAGUCAGACCCAAAGGAGUCUUCAGGGCACGGGAAGGCAGGAUAUACUGUAAGUUUUGUUUGUUUAUGGUAUUUGUGAAGCGCUUACUGUGUGCCAGGCACUGUACUAAGUGCUGGGGUAGAUA
Molecule: messenger RNA, 3087 nt
Organism: Tachyglossus aculeatus (Australian echidna)
Lineage: Eukaryota; Metazoa; Chordata; Mammalia; Monotremata; Tachyglossidae
Gene: CORO2B
Product: coronin 2B
Exons: 12
Coding region: 301-1743 (480 amino acids)
Biological process (GO): actin filament organization
Molecular function (GO): actin filament binding
Source: RefSeq, a predicted model, not a curated record